AGUAAGCAGACCUGAGAGACGUAUGCAGAAAAAUGUCACUCAAAACGUUUUAGCCCUUUUUAGCCGUAUUACUUAAUAAAAUUAUAACGUAAACGGAUACAAUUUCAAAUGUAUUUUAUUAGAAUCAAAUAAAAAAAAAUAGAUGACUAAGAAACAUGUACAGAAUAACUCCUCAUAUAAUAAAUAGCUGGAAAUACCGUCCAGUAGUCCAAAUUAAGACAGUGUCCAAGUAUGUUCCAAACCAGAAUUACAAGAAGGUGGCAGAGCGGGAGACUUGCCCCCCGCCCCCGACGCCGCCACCGCCGCCCCCUAAAGACGACCGGCUGCUGUGGGGGGCGCUCACUGUCAUUGUGCUAGCUGGGAGUUUCGCCUAUUACGCUAAGCAACAGCCCGAGGUCAGGGAUUGGUUGACCCUCCACGCGCCCUGGUUCGACGAUUUCAUAGCCGUAGUCUUCCAAGAGACAUUCACGUACGGUGAAUACGCGGAGCGGUGCUUGGACAACGUUAAGGCAUACUUGGAUAACUACAGCCGUGAUAGCAGUGCUAAGAAGAACUUUGUGGACGGAAAAGUCACUGAAGUCAAUCAAGUUCAUGAUGCUAGUCAACCUCUAGCAGAAGAAGUAUCAAAGUGUGAUGUGGAUGAGAAGAAACCGAAGUGUGAAGUGCAGCCACCGCCAGUUCUCACCAAGGAUAUCUGCGAGAUAGACAAGUGCUUGAGAGAACUUGGUGACGAGAUCAUCAACAACUAUCUCACUGCUAAGGAAGCCUGUGCUUAUUAUAAUCGGCUGGUAGAAGAAAAGAUGCUGGACUUUGAGUUAAAGGAUCUCAAAGAGUUACGGCAUGCAUUAGAAGAACGCCAGAACUUGAUUCAAACAUCCACAUGCAAUAUUUCGGAAGCCAAGCCAAAAAUGGACGACUUAGCUAGAUACAUGGAGUGUGGUGUAGAAGCACCCAAGCAAGCCAUAGCUGAAACCAAAGGCCUGGUUAACGACUAUAGAGACAAAAUUGAAGCAGCGCGGAUACAGUACGUAUGGGAGUACGAUAAAUCAGUUGAAUUGGACGCUCAAGUCGCCAAGGUGGAAGAAUUCGUCAAUAAAUAUGUAGAUGAGAACGAAACACUGUUCACGGGAUUACAUUAUGAUAGCAAGAAACCAACGCUGAAUGGCGAUACAGAUCUGCUGCUUUACCAAACUUUACGAUAUGCAACCAAACUUCGAGAGGAAUUAGCCGAAGCGGUUUCUAAUUACAAGGACCGGGUAAAUCGAGCAAUGGAAACAUUGCCUCAAUCUGAAAAAGAGCUUAAAGAGAGAAAAUUGCUGCUAGGAACAGAAAUCAAGCAACGACGAUUGGAACUUGACAAAGAAUACAAGAAAAGGUUUGAAGACCAAAAAGCAAAUAAUGAAAAGACGUUGAAAGAAGCACUGAAGAAGCAACAACAGAGGCACGAGGAGAUUCUGGAGCAAAAAUUAGAGCAAAAGGAAAAAGAAACGGAAGUGAAGCUAAACAAAAUGGUGAUAGAAAAAGUCGCGGCAGAAAAGAAGGCUUUCGCCGAUCUACUAGCAGAAAUGGCUGCCAAGGUGAAGGCUGUUGAAGACAAACUCAACGCCCGUUUGAAAGCAGAACGUGAGACGCGUCGUUCCCAAGAGCUCUGGGCAGCGGGAGAGUCUCUGCUAGCUGCUACCAAGAAAGGAGACCCAUUGGUCAAGGUGGACAAGGAACUGAAGGCUAUUCAGAAAGCUUCGGGUGACGGAGAUAAGUUGGUGGAGACAGUCCUCAAAGCUAUACCGGAAUCUGUCCGCACCGAAGGAGUUGUCCCGGAGAGUGUGCUCAGAGAGAGAUAUCAUAGAAUGGAGAAGGCCGCACUCGCUGUUGCAAUGGUAGAAGCGGACGGAGCGCCGCUGCCGAUAUACUUCCUGUCCUGGCUGCAAUCCAUGAUGCUGUUUGUAAAGCUAUCGUGCAUUCCUCAAAAAGAGAUAGAUAAACCUCUACAGGAGCCGUUUAAAGACUUGGACACUUUUGACUUGCUGCAACGGGCUAGGUAUUACAUGGAUAGGGGCAACAUAGCGGCGGCGGUUCGCUACGUCGCCUCGCUGUCUGGCGCUUCUGGCGCUGCGGCGACCUCCUGGCACGAAGCUGCGCGCGCGCACCUUGAGAUCAGGCAGGCGGCCGAGGCGGUGCUGGCGCACGCGGCUGCCUUGGGCUUGCAAUACAUAUGAAGUGUUUGUGAAAGCAGUACAUAAUGUUUUGGCGAUUGCCCACGUGGAAAAAAUAUAGGAGUUGCUUUGUAAAAUUUGAGUGUAUUUUUGUGUAUAAAAUUUAUAUGUUAAGCUUACCUACCUACAUUUUUAUUUUAAAUUCUCUUUGUAUUGUUAUACAUGUAAUAUUAUAUCAAUAGUUUUCCAACUGAAAUGUUUUAUUUUUUGUCUGUUUCAACGGAGUGCGAUUUAUUAUAUACUCUUUUAAUUAUUCCUGACGUAUGGGAAUCCUUUAUUAUAGGUUCCGUAGUCACAAAGACGGAGUAUGUUUUGUUCUUUUAUUUUAAACUAGCGGCAGCCCGCGACUCCGUUCGCGUUAACUUAAGUCUUUUGAGAACCCCAUAGGAACUAAACGAAAGUAUCCUAUGUAUCAAUCCAGGUUUCAUCCAUUAUCCGCUUCAUUCAAAUCAGUUCUGCGGGGCUAUUUCGUAAAAUUUUCGCGCACGGAUCCGCAUCGGAUCCGAGAGAAUCCAUAUGGGAAGCGCGUGAAAAUUUUACAGAAUAGCCCCGCUGUAGUCUUUCCGUGAUUGAGUAACAAUCUUUGAC
Chilo suppressalis (striped riceborer) is the source of this 2801-nucleotide messenger RNA. NCBI's taxonomy places the organism in Eukaryota, Metazoa, Arthropoda, Insecta, Lepidoptera, Crambidae. The record is from the annotation of a GenBank genome assembly.